AUGCUGUGGGUAAAUAAGGAUGUGGAAGCGGAGCAAGUGCCGAUCGAGUCGCCGGACCUGACCGCAGCGGUCAUCCGCCUCCCGGAGCGCCUGAUAUUUAUGGCAUCGGUCUACGUAGAGGGCGGAGAUGCCGUAGCGUUGGACGACGCAUGUGAUCGCCUCAGAAAAGCAAUCAGUAAGGUACGGCAAGACGCGGGAACGGUGGUGGAGAUCAUGAUCGUGGGAGACUUUAACCGCCACGAUCAGCUCUGGGGAGGAGACGAAGUGUCUUUGACAAGACAGGGAGAGGCGGAUCCAAUCAUCGACCUCAUGAACGAAUUUUCUCUUAGCAGCCUACUCAAACGAGGCACCAAGACAUGGCACGGCGGAGGACAGAAUGGGGACUGCGAGUCCACGAUCGACCUCGUCCUGGCCUCAGAAAACUUGACACAAUCUAUGGUCAAAUGUGCGAUACAUGGGACAGAGCACGGCUCGGACCACUGCGCCAUUGACACCGUUUUUGACGCCCCGUGGCCGGCUCCACAACAUCCAGAGCGACUUUUGCUGAAAAAUGCGCCAUGGAAGGAAAUCAAUGCCCGGAUUGCGACGGCGCUCGCCGCCACCCCGUCGGAAGGCACGGUGCAGCAGAAAACCGACCGACUCAUGUCUGUGGUGUCGGAGGCGGUGCAUGCUUUGACGCCGAGGGCCAAACCGUCGCCACACGCAAAGCGAUGGUGGACGGCGGACCUAACACAACUCCGCCAGAUAUACACAUAUUGGAGAAACCACGCCCGCUCGGAGCGACGGGCAGGGCGAAAGGUGCCGCAUCUGGAGAACAUGGCCGCGAGUGCAGCGAAACAAUACCACGAUGCAAUACGGAAACAAAAGAAGAAGCACUGGAAUGAGUUUCUGGCCGACAACGAUAAUAUAUGGGAAGCCGCGAAAUACCUAAAGUCGGGAGAUGAUGCAGCAUUCGGGAAGGUCCCACAGCUCCUCAGGGCGGAUGGAACUAUGACCGCCGAUCACAAAGAGCAAGCGGAGGAACUGCUGACCAAAUUCUUCCCGCCACUGCCGGACAGAAUUGACGAUGAAGGGACCAGGCCGCAGAGAGCGCCCGUGGAGAUGUCUGCCAUCACUAUGGAAGAGGUCGAACGGCAGCUGUUGGCGACAAAGUCUUGGAAAGCACCAGGUGAAGAUGGCCUACCAGCGAUAGUGUGGAAGAUGACGUGGCCCGUGGUCAAACACGGGGUCCUGGAGCUGUUCCAAGCGUCGCUGGAUGAAGGCACAUUGCCCAAGCAGUGGAGACAUGCGAAGAUCAUACCGCUCAAAAAACCGAACAAAGAGAACUAUACGAUUGCGAAGGCCUGGAGGCCGAUUUCACUCCUCGCGACACUGGGCAAGGUGCUGGAAUCAGUCAUCGCAGAAAGAAUCUCACACGCGGUGGAAACCUACGGCCUACUUCCGACUAGCCACUUUGGGGCUCCGAUCAACGGCAUCCAAAUCCCAAUAGCCUUCAGAAGGCCUCAGAUGUGGGUGCUGUAA
Molecule: messenger RNA, 1521 nt
Organism: Penicillium canescens
Lineage: Eukaryota; Fungi; Ascomycota; Eurotiomycetes; Eurotiales; Aspergillaceae
Product: exonuclease/endonuclease/phosphatase family protein
Exons: 2
Coding region: 1-1521 (506 amino acids)
Molecular function (GO): catalytic activity
Source: RefSeq, a predicted model, not a curated record